Messenger RNA from Neurospora tetraspora, 399 nucleotides. RefSeq lists its product as uncharacterized. Lineage: Eukaryota; Fungi; Ascomycota; Sordariomycetes; Sordariales; Sordariaceae. Bases 1 to 399 code for a protein of 132 amino acids. The record is from RefSeq and is a predicted model, not a curated record. The transcript has 2 exons.
AUGUCGAACCAAGAGCUUGUCCAUGCCUACCGACAUCUUCUACGAUGGUCGUUAAGGGCCGUGCAGUUCUCCAAGCCGGCGCGCUUUGUGGUUCGAGACACCCUUCGUGCUGCCUUCCGCGACGAGAAUGGCACUUUUGAGCCCUCGAGGGUGAAGUCAACGUUGUGGUUUCUCGAAUCCGCCGCGACAUAUGUUGGGGUGGAGCACAAAAUCAUCAAAAAUCUGGUCCACGUUCGGUAUAUCCAGGAAAAGGCCAUCGGGCCGUGGAGGAUCAGGGCGCAGUCACUUUCCAAGUCCCAGCAGAGAGCGCUCAAGGAUCCAGUGUAUGAAAAGGAGUACGAGCAUUUUGACAAGACAAUCGCCAUGUUGAACGAUACGAUGAACUUGUGUUUACGGUAA